This is a messenger RNA of Guillardia theta CCMP2712, 1899 nucleotides long. RefSeq lists its product as hypothetical. The coding region runs from base 1 to 1899 and encodes 632 amino acids. The transcript has 5 exons. Lineage: Eukaryota; Cryptophyceae; Pyrenomonadales; Geminigeraceae. The record is from RefSeq and is a predicted model, not a curated record.
AUGCCAUGCAGCAGCUCUGAGCCUGCUCGGAAGCAUGGGCAGCUGAGCGAGCAGGCUGACGAGAUAGUCCGCCAGCUGCAGCCCCACAGGAGGGCGGAGCGACACCGGCUGACAGUGUUCGAGUACGUGAAAAAGCUGAUCAAGCACGUGGCGGACGAGGAGAACAAGACUGAGAUUUACGUGCAUCGCUUCGGCUCCGUACCUCUCAAGACUUACCUCCCCCAUGGCGACCUCGACGUCACUGCGUUCGCCGCCAACGACUUGUGGCUGGAGAGGCUCAAGGCGAAGCUGGAGGACGAAGCGAAGAAGAACGACAUGUACGUUGUCAGUGGCGUGCACUCAGUCCCCAGAGACUUGCGCGCUCAGUCGAGGGAGGAGCUGGGGAAGAAGGAUCAGGGGCCCGUGGAGAUAGUCAAGGUAGUCAAGUGCCAGGUGAACGGCAUAUCUGUGGACAUCACGGCGAACGCGCUAGGGGGCAUGUGCAACCUGUGCUUCCUAGAGAAGGUGGACACGAUGCUGAAGAGAGAUCAUCUUUUCAAGAGAGCGACGAUCCUCGUCAAGUCCUGGUGCUACUUCGAGUCGCACAUCCUUAGCUCGCAGAACGGGCUCCUGUCGACGUACGCCCUCGAGACCCUCGUCCUUUGCAUCGUCAACAUCUUUCACGAGGAGCUGCAGACGCCCCUGGACGUGCUCAAGAGGUUCCUGGAGUACUACGCCAACUUCGACUGGAGGAACCACUGCCUGACGAUGCGGGGGCCGGUGAAUCGCUCCAACAUCCCCCCGGGGGGGGAGGUGCCGCACCUCGACAACGAGCCGAGCUACCUGCUCAACGACGCGAUCCUUCAGGAAGACUCCCAUCUUCAGUUCCUCAUGUCUGGUCUGCAGGAUGACAAUCGAGGCUUCCAAUGGAAGUAUAUGAACAUCUGUGACCCGCUGAGCACCAGGAACAACAUUGGCAGGUCCGUCUCCCGGUCCUCUGCCUACAGGAUUGCGAGUGCGUUCAGACACGGCUGGCAGAGCCUGUCGGGCCUGCUCUACUGCUCCCUCCACCACAACUCUAGCAUCUCCCUCACCAAGUCAGAGAAGUCAGCAAGAGCCUUCUUCCACUUCACAGGCAAGACAUUGACCGGACAUCGGCCCGACGUGGGCGACUUCUCGUUCCCUAACGCUAGCAGGAAUGCUUCUUCGACGGUGAGCAGCCGGUCGACCGAUCAGGGCCAGUCGGCCGCGUCAGUGUCGGAGAACUCGCACGAAGGGACGUCGGACUGCGAGGCCGAGCACGAGGGCAGCUCGUACCCACCUGCAGAGAUCGGCAUCCAGACCGCAGAGGCGCUUUCCCAGCUCAACAAAGACUUCAACGGCAUCGUGACAAGCUCUCCCAUCCUCCACUUCCGCCAGCCCCACAAGGAGCAGGGCGUCAACUCCGAGCUAGCAGAGCCGCCGGAGGCGACCGGGCAUGAAGGGGACGAGGGUGGGAUCGGGCACGAGGAGCAGACUGUCGUCAACAUGGAGAUGCUGCCGGCUCAGCGGAGGGAUGUGGGCCAUGGUCUUGCGGAGAAGCAGCUUGCAGGACAAGGGCAAGGGCAGAAGAUCUCAUCGGAGCCGCUGGACAGCCUCGACGAACCGCUGCGGCAUGGAAGGUGCAAGGAGAACGAUGGAUCCUCGGAGAACUCAGGUUUCAGUGACUCAGACAAUGAGCACAUGCUGCACGCGCAAAGCCAGAGCAUGGAGAACGACGUUCAUGUCCUGGACACGGACGUACAAGAGCUCAUGGACGAGCUGGCGAUUGUGAGGGAUGCUAUCAACCAGUUCCAGUUCCCCGUCGGUGUGGCUCGCGUGCGGCUUCCGGAGGACUUCCCCCCUCUGAUGUCCUCCGAAGUUCCUGUGAACCCGGGAUAA